Molecule: messenger RNA, 1200 nt
Organism: Arabis nemorensis
Lineage: Eukaryota; Viridiplantae; Streptophyta; Magnoliopsida; Brassicales; Brassicaceae
Source: the annotation of a GenBank genome assembly
AUGGCUUGCAUUACAUUUGUGUUUUUGUGUUCGUCUCUCUUGUUCAUCGCCGUCAAAAGUCGCCCAGCCACCGGACCAAAAGUCUUCGAUGUCCAAAGCUAUGGUGCUAAAGGCGACGGUAAAACGGAUAACACCAAUGCAUUCACAAAAGUGUGGAAAGAUGCAUGCGCAUGGAAUGGACGAAGCAGACUAGUAUACAUACCAAAAGGAACUUUCUAUCUAGGUGGUGUUACGUUCCAAGGACCAUGCAAGGGUAAGAUUUCGUUUUUCAUCGAAGGGACCUUAUUGGCUCCUACGAACAACGACGACAUCAAAAAGGAAACGUGGAUCAAUUUCCGAUACAUCGACUAUCUCACCGUCUCAGGUGGUGGCACCAUCAACGGUCAAGGAAAAAAGUCUUGGCUACUCAAUGACUGCCACAAGAAUGAUAAUUGCCCUAAACUUGCUACCAACAUGGGGUUUGAUUUCGUGAAAAAAUCAAGAAUCCAAGGAAUAACAUCACUCAACAGCAAAGCGGGACACUUGAAUUUCUUCUUCGUUGAUCACUUUGACAUCAGCGGAGUCAAAAUAACAGCUCCUGGCCAUAGUCCCAACACCGAUGGAAUUAAAAUUGGUUUAUCAAGCAACAUGCAAAUCUCAAACACUCACAUCAGCACCGGAGAUGAUUGUAUCGCAAUCCUCUCCGGAAACACCAAUUUCGAUAUCUAUAAUGUCACGUGCGGCCCAGGACAUGGGAUCAGUGUCGGAAGCUUAGGAAAAGACAAAGACGAGAGAAAAGUCGAAGGCUUAAGAGUUAAAGACACGGUCUUUACCGGUACGACCAAUGGUCUACGGAUCAAGACGUGGGAAUCGCCGGCUUCAUCGAUCGUCAUUUCCAACUUGGUGUACGAGAAUAUUCAGAUGAUCAAUGUCGAAAAUCCUAUCGACAUUAAUCAGAAGUAUUGUCCUUAUCCGCCGUGCCAGAAACUGGGAGAGUCUCAUAUUCAGAUCCAAGACGUAACAUUAAAGAACAUUUGGGGAACGUCGAUGACCAAAGUGGCUGUGAAACUUCAAUGUAGCAAAAAAUUUCCUUGCAAAGAUGUUAAGUUAGUUGACAUUAACUUAACGCACAAAGGAAUCGACGGUCCUGCAAUUGCGUUUUGUCAGAAUGUUGAAGGUUCUGCUUCUGGCAAGAUGAUUCCUCCGCAUUGUCUGAAUUGA